UUUGGGGCACUUUUUAUCGGGGUCAUCAUUGCAACAAUGCUCUUUGGUCUAACCAAUGUUCAAGCUUUCUUCUACUUUCAGACGAACAAGGGCACAGGGAUCACAUUCAAUAAGCUGGCCGUCCUCUGGCUUUGGUAUGUAUUCUUUCCCGUUGCCAUCGUCGAUGGCGUCGAGGUUACGCCGUCCCCUAAAUUUUUAGGAUACUUGAUGCUCUGCACAUGUUCUUAAUAGUCCAUUGCAUCUACUAUUAUUUGGUGACGAACUACGCGAACAUCAGUGCACUCACAAACAUUGUAUGGAGCUUCAAACUUCAGAUCAUCAUCGAUGUUUUAAUCGUCUAUGGGGUACAUCUUCUGUAUGUCUAUCGCAUGUGGUUAGGUAUGUGUUUCCCUGUCAAUGGAUUUCUACGACUGAUGCAAUGUACCUAAUCGCCGAGGGCCGAUCAAAAGUCCUCCCUAUAACAGUGGGCACAAUCGUAAUACUAGGCUCAGGCGUUGCCAUCUCCAUGGUUUGGGCCGUAUAUAAGUGUCGCGUGUUUACAGAUUUUAUCAAAAUCGAGUGGACGACAUAUAUGACUUUGGGCACGAUGACUUUUGUCGAUGUCAUUAUUGCAUCAUCGCUAUGCCAUCUCCUCGCUACUUCCCGUACUGGAUUUUCUAGCUCCGAUUAUAAAAUAACAAAGCUCAUGGCUUACAUCGUUAACACGGGUUGUCUGACAAGCAUAUGUUCAAUGGUGGCUGUGAUUAUAUGUGCAGCGAUGCCGCACGACUUGAUAUUCCUCGGCGUUGAAUUUUUAUUGGCUAAAUUAUAUGUCAACUCGUUCUUCGCACUCCUGAACGCGCGAAGCUUCUUGCAGCCUACCACAGAUACUAAUAACAACUCUUCUGAAGUUCAUAUGCGCCACGCCCUCUACCGCCCGGAGCUGAACGUUAAGGCGUCGCAAGACGAGGAAUCCCAGGGAUCCCAGGGAUCCCGGAAGAACAUGUUUAAACAUUCCGACGAUGAAGUGAUGCAUAUUACUUCAUCUGCCAUGGUCAGUAGCUGCGUUUCUGGCGGUGGAAGAGUACUGAUUGUCACGCCUUAG
This is a messenger RNA of Suillus clintonianus, 1084 nucleotides long. RefSeq lists its product as uncharacterized. Lineage: Eukaryota; Fungi; Basidiomycota; Agaricomycetes; Boletales; Suillaceae. The record is from RefSeq and is a predicted model, not a curated record. The transcript is spliced from 14 exons. Bases 296 to 1084 code for a protein of 262 amino acids.